Magnusiomyces paraingens is the source of this 1803-nucleotide messenger RNA. RefSeq lists its product as uncharacterized. The transcript is spliced from 2 exons. The coding region runs from base 1 to 1803 and encodes 600 amino acids. The record is from RefSeq and is a predicted model, not a curated record. Gene Ontology annotation, molecular function: glutamate-cysteine ligase activity. Gene Ontology annotation, biological process: glutathione biosynthetic process. Lineage: Eukaryota; Fungi; Ascomycota; Dipodascomycetes; Dipodascales; Dipodascaceae.
AUGGGCCUUUUAUCUCUAGGAACUCCCCUCCCUUGGGCUGAAGCUCAGCCACUCGCUUCUUUUGUUCGUGACGAAGGAAUCGAACAACUCAUCAACAUCUACUCCCGCUGUAAAGACAAACAAGGCGAUGUCCUGCUCUGGGGUGAUGAGCUCGAGUACAUGGUAGUCUCCUUAGACAAGUCCGCUAAAACUGCCCGCUUAUCUCUCAGACAAGCUGAAAUUCUUGAACAACUUGCCCAAAAGGAAGCCCAAGGAUCCCUCGGCCCUGUCACGUAUCACCCGGAAUACGGCCGCUUCAUGCUGGAGGCCACACCAGCUGCCCCCUUCACAGGCGCUCCUACAGACCUCCUCAAUGUCCAACCUAACAUGCAACUCCGGCGCUCCAUUGCUCGCAAAAAUCUCUUGCCCAACGAGGUCCCGCUUACCGUCACCUCAUACCCGCGUUUGGGUGUCGUCAACUCUCCCUUUACCGAGCCAUUUUACCCACCCAACGGCCCUGCCGCACGCUCUGACUUUCUCCCCGAUGAGGUCAUCAACCCCCAUGCUCGAUUCCCAACCCUCACUGCAAACAUCCGCACCCGCCGUGGGUCCAAAGUCUCCAUUGACGUCCCCAUUUUCGUCGACUCCCAAACACCAAGACCCUUUGUGGACCAUGGCCCGGAGAAUUAUAUCCACAUGGACGCCAUGGGCUUUGGAAUGGGCUGCUGUUGCCUUCAGUUGACAUUCCAAGCCACAAACAUCACCGAAGCACGAACCUUGUACGACCAGCUGGCCCCUUUGGCCCCCCUUAUGCUGGCCCUCACUGCAGCCUCCCCAGCUUACCGAGGCUACCUCAGCGACCAAGAUACCCGCUGGAAUGUCAUUUCCGGAGCCGUCGACGACCGCACGCCUUGGGAACGCGGGUUGGUACCUCCCCCAGAGGGUUUCACCACUGAUAACUCGGAUGUGGUUAUCCCAAAGUCCCGCUACGACUCAGUAGACUCGUACCUGGCCCAAGAUCCAGUUUUGCUUGCUGACGAAGCCCAUUACAAUGAUACAAAGCUUGUCGUCAACAAGCGUGCUCUCAAGCGUCUCGACGAUGCCGGCUUUGAUCCUCUCCUGGCCCAGCACUUUGCUCAUCUCUUUAUCCGUGACCCUAUUGUCAUUUUCCGUGAGCUGCUUCACCAGGACAAUUCCACCAGUGCAGACCACUUUGAAAACAUUCAGUCCACCAAUUGGCAGACUCUUCGAUUUAAACCCCCACCCCCAGGAUCCGACAUUGGCUGGCGCGUCGAGUUCCGGCCCAUGGAGGUCCAGGCCACUGAUUUUGAAAACGCUGCUUUCACAGUCUUUAUUGUCCUACUCACUCGCGUCAUUCUUUCCUAUAAACUCAACUUUUACAUGCCCAUUUCCAAGGUGGACGAAAACAUGCGAGUGGCUCAUCACCGUGAUGCUGUCCUUAAUGAGACCUUUUGGUUCCGCAAAAACGUCCAGCGUGAUAGUCCCAAGGAAUACACAAAGCUUUCGCUGGAUGCUUUGGUCAAUGGCUCCGAUGAAUUCCCUGGGUUUAUCCCGUUGAUUCGCCGCUUUUUGGCAGCUACCAGCGUCGACCUUGACACGCUGUGUGAGCUCAGCAAGUACCUUUCUUUGGUCUCAAAGAGGGCCUCCGGUGCCUUGCCCACCAAUGCCUCAUGGAUCCGUCAAUUCGUGACCUCCCACGAGGAUUACAAACAAGACUCAGCGAUUUCAGAGUCGGUCAACUAUGCGCUGAUGUCGGAGCUGGAUCGUUUGACUCAAGCCGACACGCCGCCCGGUGGCACGUGA